AUGUCCACAGCAACGCCGAGACCCAGGAACGGCGACGUGAACGCACGGGCCUUGCGCGAUGAACGACCAGACUCCAUGAUUCGCAGAUCGUGGCACGCAAUGACCGACAUUCUGUCGCCCUUUUCCUCCUCAGCGCUCGCUUCGCUUCCCCGCCUCCGACGCCCCGUGCGCUACCACCGCGCCGACGGGAUCCCAGAGACCGAACAAGACGACAACGGGCAGUGGCCCACGGUGCAGGACUACCACGCCAUCAGCAGCGCCCCGAAAGUACGAGUGCCGAAGAAAGUGCCGACUCCUGUCAAGGUCGAAGCCAAGGUCUGGUUUGCGAAUGAACGAACGUGGGUGGGGUGGCUGGACCUUUCGAUAGUGAUAGGAACACUCGCGUUGGCGCUGCUCAAUGCGUCUAAAGACCCAGUAGCGCGCAAUUUUGCGUAUGUGUAUGCACUCAUCAGUGUCGGCGUUCUGAUCUACGGAUACUCGCUGUACCAGCACCGUAUCUCCAUGAUACGGCGACGGGAUCCAGGGCAUUUUGACAUGAUCGCUGGGCCCGUGGUGGUGAGCCUGCUUCUGUUCUUCGCGGUUCUAGCCAAUUUUGUCAUCCGUGGUUACGCAAACGUUGAACGUGCCGGGAUGAGUGUCAGAAACGAAACGUUGCACUACGAGAUUUGA
Messenger RNA from Pleurotus ostreatus (oyster mushroom), 669 nucleotides. RefSeq lists its product as uncharacterized. The transcript has 5 exons. Lineage: Eukaryota; Fungi; Basidiomycota; Agaricomycetes; Agaricales; Pleurotaceae. Bases 1 to 669 code for a protein of 222 amino acids. The record is from RefSeq and is a predicted model, not a curated record. Gene Ontology annotation, cellular component: fungal-type vacuole membrane; vacuolar transporter chaperone complex.